GGCACCUGUUGCGUUCAAAGGGAAGCCGGGAGGCCAGUGCUGCUGGUCGCGUGAAACCGUCGCGCGCUUAGUUAACCCAAUACCUCUAAAACUCGAAGUUACAGAGUAACAACAUCCGUAUCGACCCACACAGCUGAAACAAAUGGUGGAGCAGUAGACGAGGGAACGCGUAUCUAUCUGUCUAAAUUAUCUGCCUUUUGAGAAGCACAUGAAUGACUGAUUUUGUUACAGUGUGGUGGGUGUGUGCAGUGAGCCACCUGCUGCAACGUGGAUCAAGCAGGGCGUAGGAAGGAUCAGGUGCAGAAGGGUGUUUGUUGUCAGGUUGGUGUGUGAGAUCAACCAACAGAAUGCGUCUGAGACGUCGUUUCUCCCCCCUAAAGCUUGCAAUUCUGGGCGGCACGCUUUUCAUGGUAAUUCUGGUGGUGAUCCAGAGGGACGUUGGCAGCGGUUCACUUCAGGACCCCUGGUUGCAAGAUCUCUCCAUCAAAAAGGAGAAGGUUUUCGAAAUGGUCCGCGAAGCAGUCAAUAAUUUGGGCUUCCAAAUUAGAGCCCCGCAGCCCCCGUCAGUGGUAAUGCAGCCCACCCCAGACCGAAAUUGCCCCCCUGGCUUCUACACUCAGGCGGAACUCAAACCGUGCAUGGAGAGACCUCCUCUGGACCCUGAGGCCCCGGGAGCCGAUGGCGCAGCCUUCCAGAAGGCCACUAUGUCUACGGAAGAGGAGAAGGAAAAGCAGGAGGGCAUGACCAGGCACUGCUUUAACCAGUUUGCCAGUGACCGAAUCUCCUUGCACCGCAGUCUUGGAGAAGACACCCGUCCGCCCGAGUGUGUCGAGCGAAAGUUUCGCCGCUGUCCUCCUCUUCCCACCACGAGUGUGAUCAUUGUGUUUCAUAACGAGGCAUGGUCAACACUUCUCCGCACCGUGUACAGCGUGCUGCACACCUCCCCGGCAAUCUUCCUUAAAGAAAUCAUAAUGGUGGAUGACGCUAGCACGGCAGAACACCUCCAUGAUAAGCUGGAUCAGUAUGUGAAGUCAUUGAAGAUUGUGAAGGUAGUGCGUCAGCAGGAGAGGAAGGGUCUGAUCACGGCGAGGCUUCUCGGAGCCAGCAAAGCUGAGGGAGAAAUCCUCACCUUCCUGGAUGCUCACUGUGAAUGUUUCCAUGGCUGGCUUGAACCUCUCCUUGCUCGCAUUGUUGAGGAGCCCACUGCUGUGGUGAGCCCUGAAAUCACAACCAUUGAUUUAAACACCUUCCAGUUCCACAAGCCUGUGGCCUCUGCCCGUGCCCAUAACAGAGGAAACUUUGACUGGAGUCUCACAUUUGGCUGGGAGGGCAUUCCAGAUUACGAGAACGCUAAACGCAAGGAUGAGACCUACCCAGUAAAAACUCCAACAUUUGCUGGUGGUUUGUUCUCUAUAUCUAAGGCCUACUUUGAGAAAAUUGGGACCUACGAUGACAAAAUGGAGAUAUGGGGUGGUGAAAAUGUUGAGAUGUCCUUCAGGGUGUGGCAGUGUGGCGGACAGUUGGAGAUAAUCCCCUGCUCUGUCGUGGGUCAUGUGUUCCGUACCAAGAGUCCUCACACCUUUCCCAAAGGUACAGAGGUCAUUACACGUAACCAGGUGCGCUUGGCUGAGGUGUGGAUGGACGACUACAAGCUGAUUUUCUAUCGACGCAGCCAAAGCGCAGCUAAAAUGGCCAAUGAUAAAAAUUUUGGUGAUAUAUCUGAACGUCUGAAACUCAGAGAGAACUUACAAUGCAAGAACUUUUCUUGGUAUCUUACCAAUGUCUACCCAGAAGCCUUUGUCCCUGAUCUUACCCCCACCAAGUUUGGAGCUCUCAAGAAUAUGGGAUCACAGCAAUGUCUGGAUGUAGGAGAAAGUAACAAUGGGGGAAAGGCUGUUAUUAUGUAUAUAUGCCACAACAUGGGCGGUAAUCAGUACUUUGAAUAUACAUCACAUAAAGAGCUGAGGCAUAACAUAGGGAAGCAGCUCUGUCUGCAUGCGUCUCCUUACCCAGAGCCUGUGAAGAUCGAAAUCUGUACACUGAAGGGCAAAGGCAGUACUUUGGCUCCUGAACAAGAGUGGGUGUUCACAGAAGAGCAACUACUGAAGAAUCCGUCCUCUGGAAAGUGCCUCCAUAAGAAGGGAGACAAGAUAUUAAUGAGCCCCUGCAGUCCGACAGACCAUCACCAGCAGUGGGCUUUCAGUUGACCUCACACUCCAACCGAGGAGCAAGGACGUUCACUCCUAUAAGACCAAAGAGGGAGGCCAGCCGCCACAGCUCACUGUAGGCCUGAGCAAAUGCACUGGAUAGUUCAUAUCCAUAAGCUCCCAAAGACAUAGUGAUCAGACUGCGGUCAGGAUGCUCGGGGAAGACAGAGUGGAGAUCAUGGAGCAUUGGAGAGUGAACAUUCCGGCAGCAACAUUGUUUACUUGAUGCAUUUUAUUGCCUGAUUGAUGUUUACUGCUGCUUUUAAUUGGUGUAGGUUUUAUUUAUUUUUAAAGAAAUGGAAAAUGAAAUAUUUUUGGAACAUUGCUAGUGUUAAGGCCAAUGAACGGCCGGCCUUCCCAGCGAUACAUGUGAUGUUUGUGUGAUCCAAAUCAUUUGCACAUGCUGCAGGGGAUGUGGGUUUUGUUCAGCUGUACUAAAUUGUCACAAGGCAGCAUUGGUUUCAGGUCCUUCUCUUGUGUCUUCGAACUUAAAGCCGUCCGUAUGUGAAGGAGCAUCAUGUGACUUGUAUUACUUGGUU
Messenger RNA from Rhinichthys klamathensis goyatoka, 2746 nucleotides. RefSeq names its product UDP-N-acetyl-alpha-D-galactosamine:polypeptide N-acetylgalactosaminyltransferase 6 (GalNAc-T6) (gene galnt6). The record is from RefSeq and is a predicted model, not a curated record. Gene Ontology annotation, cellular component: Golgi apparatus. Bases 348 to 2207 code for a protein of 619 amino acids. The transcript is spliced from 12 exons. NCBI's taxonomy places the organism in Eukaryota, Metazoa, Chordata, Actinopteri, Cypriniformes, Leuciscidae.